Messenger RNA from Drosophila ficusphila, 2175 nucleotides. RefSeq names its product endothelin-converting enzyme 2. The record is from RefSeq and is a predicted model, not a curated record. The transcript has a single exon. NCBI's taxonomy places the organism in Eukaryota, Metazoa, Arthropoda, Insecta, Diptera, Drosophilidae. Gene Ontology annotation, cellular component: plasma membrane. Bases 79 to 2082 code for a protein of 667 amino acids. Gene Ontology annotation, biological process: protein processing. Gene Ontology annotation, molecular function: metalloendopeptidase activity.
GAAAAAUACUUGGAACCGCCAGAGAGGCGACUAACCAACUCAGUGAACUGGCGUCGUUGUAACUGGAAGCGAGCUGCGAUGGAGGCACCUACGAUCAUCUGGUUCCCACUGAUCCUGCUGCUGCUCUUGCUCCUCCCGAAGUCAAUGGAGUCCCUGGAUUGCCAGCGGCAGCUGGAGAACGACAUGGAUCCGGAGGAGGAGCCGUGCGAGAACUUCCACCAGCACGCCUGCGGCAAUUGGUAUGCAAACAGUGUGCAACGGAGUUUGGGAGCCCACGACAUGCGCUCCAAGUGGGUGGCCAACCUGAAGCUGCAGCUGAACAGGCAUUUGGAGUCCUCCCAGGAGGCGCAGUCCACCCAGCUGGGCACCUUCUACCGCAGCUGCCUGUCCAGUGGCCAGUCGGUGCGGUCCUUCACCGAUGCCCUGGCCCAGAGUGGUGCCAAUUUCACUUUGUUGGCCAACAAUUCGGCGGGUGCCGGUGGCUCCUUUGACUGGACUCUGGCCAAUGCCGCUCUGCGCACCUACGGAGCUCAGGGCUUGUGGCGACUGCUGGUCCAGGACAACUGGCAGUCGGCGGAGCAGCGCAUCUUCUACAUCCUGCCGCCCACUUUCGGCCUGUUGGGAAACGGAGAUGAAAUGGACGAGUUCCUGUACGAGCGCUACCUCAAAGUCCUGCUAAUGGAAUUGGGUCUGCGAGUGCGGAGAUCGGCGCAGUUGGCCCGAAAGCUGGUGGAUUUCGAGCGGAGCCUGAGGAGCCUCUUGCCCAGCGAUAGGGAUCAAAAGCUGGUGCUGCGAAAGCCGCAGAGUCUGAGCGACUUGGAGCUGCAGCUGCCGAAUCUCGAGCUGAGGAGAUACUUUGAGAUAAUACUCCAGGGCCUGGAGGGAGAUCCCUCUGCACUCUUGGUGGUGGCAGAUCUGGAUUAUCUGCAGGGUCUGGAGAAGCUACUGGCCAGGGAAGACGCCGGCGAUCCGUUGGUCCUCUCCACCUGGCUGCUCCUCCAGCUGCCCGUGCACUUCGAGCUGAAGCUCCACGACGACGAGAAGCUGAGCAGCCAGCGCGAUCGCUGCCUGGAGCAGCUGAGGAAACUGAUGCCCGGCCCACUGGGAGUGCUCCAAAUGCAACUGGUGCUGGGGGCGAACUACCAGCAGGUGUACGAUAACGCGGUGCAGCAGAUAGCCCAGCUCUUCCGCAACCUUAAGCUGCAGUUCGAGUUGAGGCUAAAUGAAACGGAGGUCUUCGCCGAGAACCUGGUGACUCGCAAUUUGGCCAGGGAUAAAUUGCGUGCGAUGAGAUUGCUGACGCCACGGCUGCAGGAUCCGGCAGGACAUGCCGCUGCUGUCGGGCUGGCGGCGGCCACGCCCCUGGGCGGAAAUUGCGACGAGAACCUGAUGCGGCUGUCGCUCGACCAGGCCAGAUUGGAGUUCCGUCAGGUGUUCGGGGAGCCGGUGACCUCCGCACCCGCGGAUCCCCUCGCGGUGAACGCCUACUAUCGCCUCAAGCUCAAUCGCAUCGAGUUGCCGCUCGGCCUCCUGGCCACGCCCCUCGCCCAGUUGCCAUGCAGCCCCCCCACAGGAGAGGCUGCUGGGGAGGGGGAGGGAGAGAGGGAGGGAGGCAGCCAUCACCUGGCCAAAAUGUCCGCCGGUUUGGGCUACAUCCUCGCCCACGAAAUGGUGCACGCCUUCGACUACGACGGCAUUAAUUACGACGCCGCCGGGCAACUGGCCAACGGCCAAUGGCCAUCGAGGGCCAUCAUCCGAUUUGGCAUGCGGGCCAGCUGCUAUUUGGGCGUGCGGUACAGUAAUGCCACGCUAACCAUCAACGAGAACAUUGCGGACAGCGAGGGCCUGCGCCUGGCCCUCGACACCUAUCGCCAGCGGAAUAGCACCGCGAAUCUGAGAGCCUUCUUUGUGGCCUUCGCCCAAAAUUGGUGCGGUGCUGCGGCGAGUCCCGGCUUGGGCCAACAUGCCACACACGCCGAGCGGGUGAACAAUGUGCUCGGCAAUCUGCCGGAAUUCGGAGACGCCUUCCAGUGCAAGGCCUCCAGUCGGAUGAAUCCCGCCGAGAAGUGCCGCAUUUGGUGAGGGAUUCGGUGUGCUACAGUAACUCUAUUUGUUGUUAUUAAUAUAAUAUUUAAUCUGCUUGGGCCAGCAAUAAAUUAUAUAAUUAUCCACAAA